Molecule: messenger RNA, 690 nt
Organism: Lates calcarifer (barramundi perch)
Lineage: Eukaryota; Metazoa; Chordata; Actinopteri; Centropomidae
Exons: 7
Coding region: 319-690 (123 amino acids)
Source: RefSeq, a predicted model, not a curated record
AAAGUGUAUUCAGCACAAUACGGUGCACGAUUUAAUCGAACUGUAGUCAACGGUUUCAGUCAAGGAUCCAUUGUGGUAGAUGCAGAGUUGAUAUUCAAUGAUGUCAUCUCACUACCAAAUACUAGUUCUGUGGCUGAAACUUUGGUGGCUGCUGCUUCCAGCUCUAAUUUCUCCCUCAGUGUCAACACAUCAUCUAUUGUUGCAACAAUUGUGUUGUCACCAACGCAAGCCCCUGCCACGACUUCAUUUUCAACAUCUAUCACCACAUCACCUCACAUUGCAACUUCAUCACCUCUCCGUGAAAGUGCACCACCAGUCAUGAUGACUUCACCGCCAAGUGGAUCAAUCAUGACAGCUUCACCUACAGUGCAUGCAACUCAACCAACCCUACACACCACACCAUCAUUGCCAGGUAAUGUGACAGCUCCCCAAGUGACUGCAACAUCUUCAGCGCCAACAAUUGCAACAAGUACUACUGUUUUGGAAGCAACAACAAUAGCCACCUCACCACCAGAGGCAAAGAUCAAGUUAGGAUUUAAAAUGGAGCAAAAUUUUAUAUCAGAACUUGGAAAUAAAUCCUCACCACAGUUCAAGAGUUUAUCAGACAAAGUUACAACAGCGCUGGAUGAUGUCUACACAAGGGAAUAUGGCAUACGCUUCAUUAAAUCUGUUGUCAGCUCUUUCAGUUAG